Triticum aestivum (bread wheat) is the source of this 652-nucleotide messenger RNA. Its product is annotated as E3 ubiquitin-protein ligase ATL23-like. The transcript has a single exon. The record is from RefSeq and is a predicted model, not a curated record. Bases 15 to 557 code for a protein of 180 amino acids. Lineage: Eukaryota; Viridiplantae; Streptophyta; Magnoliopsida; Poales; Poaceae.
CGCAACUAGCUAGGAUGGUCACCGCUUCCACUGCGCUCUCCGUCGCCGCCCUGGCGGCGGGCGUGACGCUGAUGCUCGUCGUCCACGUCCUCGUGAUCCUCUGGGCUCUGCGGCGGGGCGCUGCCCAGGCCCCCGGCGCCGACCUGGAGCGUGCCGUGGACGACGCCUGCGGAGGAAAAGGCAAGGGCCUGUCGUCCGAGGAGAUCGAAACGCUGCCGUGCCACGACUUCAAAGCCGCCGUCGGAGGCGGCGGGGACUGCGCCGUGUGCCUGGAAGCGUUCGAGUCCGGCGACCGCUGCAGGCGUCUCCCGAGGUGCGAGCACAGCUUCCACGCGCCGUGCGUGGACUCGUGGCUGAAGAAGAGCCAGUGCUGCCCCGUGUGCCGCGCCGACGUGGUUGACCGGCCCACGGCCGAGGCGGAGGUGGCUGGAGAGGGAGAGGCGCCGGCUCCGGCGGUGGAGAUGGCGGAGAGGACAAACCCCGCCGCGCUGGGGGUCGUCGUCGAAAGGCUGCAACGGUAUAGCUGGGGCCCUCAUGCCGUCACCGUGCUACACUAAGAUUAAUUCGUGUUGUUUGUGCGAGCAGUAAUUAAGCUCUUUCGCAUUUUGCAGUGUGUAUAGUCGUCAAUCCUUUCGAAUGGAAUAUUUGUAUU